This is a messenger RNA of Thunnus maccoyii (southern bluefin tuna), 7538 nucleotides long. RefSeq lists its product as uncharacterized. The transcript is spliced from 4 exons. The coding region runs from base 1476 to 7538 and encodes 2020 amino acids. Gene Ontology annotation, biological process: DNA integration. NCBI's taxonomy places the organism in Eukaryota, Metazoa, Chordata, Actinopteri, Scombriformes, Scombridae. The record is from RefSeq and is a predicted model, not a curated record. Gene Ontology annotation, molecular function: zinc ion binding; nucleic acid binding.
AACCCUGUUAAAAAGGGACAAUAAAUAGUUUAAAUAUGUUCAUGUUUGAUAAAAUGUGAUUAAAAGUAUUAAGAAUAAUAUUUCAUGAAGGUUGAUAAAGUUUGUUUAAAAAUAGUUUAAUAAAUAAGUUUAAAAAGUUUAAAAAGAUUCAAAUAUGCACUUUAAGAUAUUUCAUGUUAUUUUGAAAAGUCUCAGGGUUAAAGAGGAAGUACCGAUUGAGAAAAGUGUAAUUCUGGUAAUUAAUUGGUUAAGAUCUGGCUAAACAGGAAGUGUGUGUAUUUUGUUGUGUGAGCGAAAAAAAACUUGACAUGCAAGAGAGAGCGCGCGAUACGGAGCAGAGAAGGGAGAACUGCCUGGCGUUUAAUAUGUUACAGUAAAAAAAUAUGCAGAGUACGGACACUGUUUAUGAAUAAUAGGUAGAGAUAAACGGACAGUGAGUCUCAAAGGACUGUUAUUCAGUGCAGCACCGUGUUCGAGUUUAAAGGAGUACUUUGGCAAAGAGUGUUCAACGAGGAGCACCGCUAACAGCUAAUGUAGCUCACAUUAGCUUAGCUACGGACUUCAUCUGCGUGCAGCUAAACCAGCUACUCAACUGGUGAAGUUAGCCUGCGGUGUGCUGGACCUGUUCAAGGUGAUCUGCGGUGAGUUCUACCGGGAGAGUGGGAGAAGUCAUCUGCAGCCGACGUGGCCGCAACACGCUGGUCCUGACAGGAGGAAUCGUCUACCUCAUCCCAUGUAUCAGCAACCCGCUGGUAUCGCACAGGGGACGAGGAGUACGCCAUUACGGCAGUGAGUUGCCAUCUGUUUUAUUUCAGCGCUUUAGCGUGAAGCAGCCAUUUUGUUUCUGGCUACAACGCACACAAGCAUCGCUUCAGGCCUGCAUCAUUAACACUGGGUACCCAUAUCCUUUUCAGUUAGUUAUAACUGCCGGCUUUAGGUGUGUUUCAUUAUUUGGUGGUUUUAUAAUGAGUGCACUCAAAAGGGGUAUUUGAAUAUUAAGAAAUUGAUCAUUUAAAAGGUACUGAAAAGUCUUUUGAACUUGAGUGUUAUUUUUGUGUUUUAUUUUCAUUAUUAAAAGAAUAUUUGUGUUUACAUUUACAACAGUAAAUCUUUAAAACUUACUCUUUUCUUGUCAUUUGUAUAAGUGUCUUACAUUAUAGAAUAAAUAGAACUUAGUUCACCAAUAUUAUAUUACAGUGUACUUGUCAUUCAGUAUUAGUUAAUCUUAAAGAAAGAGAUUUCUAAAACAUAAAGAACUUGGGAAGCGUACCUCAUAAAAAUAGACCAGCCGUCUAGAGGGCGCUACAUAAAAUGGAGGCACCGCUGGGAUUGUGGGUUAAUUAAUGCUGAAAUUGGUGAUUUGUGACUGUAAAUUUCCUAGUGUGUGAACUAUUCAACUGUGAAAAAAAAAAACUAAGAAAGACAAACAAAACAAUAUAUGGUGAUAUUUAACUAACAGCAGCUAAAGUGUCACAAUGUACAGGAACCAGCUGAAGAACUGGUGUCGAGGUGAAAACCUGGAUGAGAGCCAUGCCUUGCUGACCAUCGUUCCUGAGAAGACAGAAACAGCACACAUAGUAGAGACUUUGCAAACUGUAAAGUGCUUGGGACGGGUACAAGUGAGAGGAAGAAUGUUAAACGAAACUACAAAUGAAGUGCUGGUGCUUUGCGAGUGCAAAGAGAAAUUGACUGAUGCAGACGUCCCAAGUGAAGUUUUGAGCUCAGAUGGACAAACUGCAUGGAAAAUAUUCACUGUGGCUCAGAGCUCAGACCCUGAGUUGGACUUUAACCGUAAACUGCAUGCUCUUCUACAAGCAGAAGGAAAGUCCACAGAGGAUGUUCAGGCCUUGCUGACCCCGCACAUACCUCCCUCUACAGAAGCCAUCCUUCGUGCUGUGGGCGAUCUGUUUGAUAAGACUGUCAAGCCCUCAGCAGAAAGUGGAGGAUACCGCCGCCUGCGGAUCUUUUCCGGUAUUGUGCCUACACCAGCAGGAGAGGAACAAUUCGACCACUGGUUAGAGCAAGCUUACCUGAUGGUUGAAGAGAGUGAGGGUUCUGCUAAAGACAAGAGGAGAAAGAUAAUGGAGAGUUUAAAGGGGCCAGCUCUGGAAGUGAUAAAAGCAGUGCGUCUCUCCAAUCCUGACAUUGCCCCUGACAAGUGCCUGGAGGCUCUGGAAAACGCCUUUGGAUUAGCAGAGUCUGGAGACGAUUUGUAUUUCACAUUCAGAAUGCAGCAGCAGCAACCUGGUGAGAAGCUAUCUGAUUUCCUCAGGAGAUUAGAACGUUGCCUGUCCAAAGUGGUACAAAGAGGUGGUCUCACUCCCCUAGCCAUGGAUGGUGCACGGCUUGAGCAGCUUCUGAGGGGUGCAGUUAAUGCUGAUCUGAUGUUAAUCCAACUGCGACUGAGGGAGAGAAGAGCUAAUCCCCCAACUUUCCUUGAGCUCCUGAAAGAAAUUCGUUCAGAAGAAGAAUAUGAAUCUUCUCGAGCAAAGCUGAACCAUUCAGUGUAUACAGUUCACACCAAGCUUCAAGAAGAAAACAAACACUCAGAGAUACAGAGUUUGAGAGCUGAAAUUAAAGAAGUGAAAUCAAUGUUUGCUGCGCUCUCUACACGGGACAAAGAGACACAAAAUGAGAACUUUCAAACUAAAGUGAGAAAUGUCCCAGAGACUAAUGCUGAUCCAGAAGUGAUAGCUCUGAGGAAACAACUGAAACAGUUACAACAAAAGGUGAACUCCAGAUUACCUCAAUCGUCUACACCUUCUCCCACAGUGAUGACUGUAAACACUCAAAACAGACAAGGGGCUGAGACAGAAGAGCGUUUCUGCUAUCGCUGUGGCGAAAAUGGACACAUGGCAGGGAAGUGCAAAAACCCUGAGAACCAAAGCAAAGUGAUCCAAAGACUCAUUCAAGCUCUCAAAAAGGCUAAGACCCAUAGCACUCAACCUACUACUGAUGUCCCCUCACCCAAAACUGACUGCACUGUGAGGAGGAGUGUAGUAGAUCAGCUUGCCCCAACAGGCAUACCAGAGGGUCUAAUAGGGCCACCAUCUUUGGAGCCUCUGAAAGUUAAUGGACAUUUGUGUGAUGCAUUACUCGACAGUGGCUCAAGAGUUAGCAUCAUCUUUGAAUCCUGGUACAGGAGACAUCUUGCUGAUACUCCUAUUCGCCCAGUAAGUGACCUUAACAUUUGGGGUUUAAGUGACUCUGAUUACCCUUAUCUUGGCUACGUGGCAGUGGACCUAGAGUUUCCCAAAAAGGUAGCGGGUACCCCAACAGCCCUGUCAGCCCUGGCUCUCAUUUGCCCUGAUCCACCUGGUCCUGAUCAGACACCUGUGAUCCUCGGGACAAAUACCAAGGCUAACCUAUCCAAGCGGCUAGCCCAGCUGCGUGACGAUAGAGUUGAAGGCACUGUAGCCCACGCCUUUGGCAUACAGAACACUUUCCCAGAAACAGUGAAAGAAAAAGCCAUUGACUUGUCAAAUGAAGAGGAUGACGAAAUAGGUUGUGUAAAGUUGGAGGGUCGACGCUCACUUGUCCUACCUGCAGGUGGCAGCAUUAAAGUAGUCUGCAAAGUGGUGCUUGGAAAGUCCCUGCCAGAUGACAUCUUGAUAGUAGAGGCCUCCAGUACAGCUACUCUCCCAUCAGGCGUCAUGCUCCAACCUAUGGCAAUACCCAGUAAUGCUGUGGACAUUAACCGGCUGACAGUUGUGGUUCAUAAUGAGUCGCAGAAAGAAGUGACCAUUCCUGCCGGUGCUGUCCUGGGUCACCUGUGUGUAGCUGAUGUGGUUACCACAGUGCCAAAACAAAAGCCAGAGACUGAGGAUGCUUUUGAUGUCAGAAUGAUCGACUUUGGUGAGUCACCUGUCCCCGAAACAUGGAAAGCAAGGCUCAGACAAAAACUGUCUGAAAGAGCAGAUGUAUUCUCUCUUCAUGAACUCGAUGUGGGACUCGCCAAAGAAGUGGAGCACACGAUCCGCUUAUCUGAUUCACGACCCUUUCGUGAACGCUCCAGACGCAUCGCCCCUGCGGAUAUUGACGACGUGAGGCGUCAUAUUCAAAAGCUACUAGCUGCAGGCAUCAUUAAAGAGUCCAGAAGUCCAUAUGCAUCGCCCAUAGUGGUUGUGAGGAAAAAGAAUGGGGAUGUAAGGAUGUGCAUUGACUACCGCACACUAAACAGCCGCACUGUACCAGAUCAAUACACUACCCCACGCAUCGAUGAGGCUCUUGACUGCCUGUCGGGUAGUAAAUGGUUCUCAGUGAUCGACUUAAGAAGUGGUUACUAUCAAAUAGCCAUGAAAGAAGAGGACAAAGAAAAGACUACCUUUAUCUGCCCUCUCGGGUUCUACCAAUUUGAGAGGAUGCCUCAAGGCAUAACUGGAGCUCCUGCAACCUUCCAGCGCCUCAUGGAGAAAGCAGUUGGAGACAUGAACAUGCUCCAAGUAAUAGUCUAUCUGGAUGAUCUGAUCAUAUUCGGAAAGACCCUGGCAGAACAUGAAGAGAGACUCUUAAAGGUGCUGGACAGACUCAGAGAAGUAGGGCUCAAGAUUUCACUUGACAAAUGUCAGUUUUGCCAAACAAAGGUCAAGUAUGUGGGUCAUAUUGUGACUGCUGAGGGUGUUGCUGCUGACCCUGCAAAAAUCGAAGCUGUGACCACUUGGCCCCAACCUUACAAUCUCAAGACCCUACGAUCCUUUUUGGGUUUUUGUGGUUAUUAUAGACGAUUUAUCCACAACUACUCCUCCAUCGUCCGCCCUUUGACUGACCUCACUAAAGGUUAUGGCCCCCCUCAGCGUAGCAAAAAGCCAGUAAAAGGGAAGAGAGAUGUUUAUUUGGAUGAGAAGGAGCUGUUUGGAGACAGGUGGGACGAGUCAUGCACUGAAGCCUUUGAAAAAAUCAAACAGUGUUUGACAAACGCCCCUGUGCUCGCCUUUGCAGAUCCUGAUAAGCCCUACACACUGCAUGUCGAUGCUAGCCUUACGGGACUGGGAGCUGUGCUUUAUCAGGCAUACCCAAAAGGCUUGCGACCAGUGGCGUUCGCAAGCAGAAAACUGAGCUCGUCAGAAAAAAACUACGCCAUCCAUCAGUUAGAGUUUCUGUCGCUGAAAUGGGCAGUUGUGGAGAAAUUUCACGACUAUCUCUACGGAGCCCACUUUACUGUGCGUACAGACAACAACCCUCUAACUUACGUCCUGACAUCAGCAAAGCUCAACGCCACAGGACAUCGGUGGCUGUCGGACUUGUCAGUGUACGAUUUUAAUAUUAUCUACAGACCAGGUAGAAAUAACAUUGAUGCUGAUCUGUUGUCACGCAUAGAGGCAAGAGAUGAGGAGACGGAAUGGCAGAGCAUCUCGCAGGCUGGAGUCAAGUCAAUAUGCCAGCGAGUCGGUGUUCUUGGCCCAUCGGCAGACUCCCCCAAGUAUGCUGAGCAGCUUGGAGCUCCACCUGACUGCAUUCCUGACGUGUAUGCUUUCCCCACACGUCUUCAGCUUAACUCACUGGAACAAAUGUCCAGGCAGGACUUAAUGGCAGCCCAAGCCCAAGACGGCUUGAUAGCACCCACCAUACAAGCUUUAAAGUGUGGCAAGUGGAAAGACAACCCAGAGUUACUCCCUAUGAAAAGAGAGAUGGGUAAGCUAGUCAUGACUGACGGGUUACUACAUCGGGUGAGCACAUGCCACACAGGGAAAAAGACACAGCAGCUAGUGCUACCUGCCAAGUUCAAAGCAGUAGUACUCAAAACCAUGCACGAUGACCUUGGUCAUUUAGGAGUGGACAGAGUCACUGACAUGAUCAGGAGCCGAUUCUUCUGGCCAAAGAUGUCAGUCGAUGUAGAGCAAUAUGUGAAAAACUGCGGAGAGUGUGUGCUCAGGAAGACUCCAUGUCAAAGAGCUGCACCGUUACAUCAGAUAGUGAGCUCUGGACCUAUGGACCUCGUCUGUAUUGACUUCCUGUCUAUGGAACCUGACUCAAGAGGAGUGAGUAAUGUGCUUGUCAUAACUGACCAUUUUACGAGAUACGCCCAAGCUUUCCCCACUCUCAAUCAAAAAGCUCUCACAGUGGCAAAAGUCUUAGUGGAAAAGUACUUUGUACAUUAUGGCUUGCCAUCUCGUAUUCACUCUGAUCAAGGCAGAGACUUUGAGUCUCGACUCAUUAAAGAGUUGUUAAAGAUACUGGGCAUACAGAAGUCAAGGACCACCCCUUACCACCCCCAGGGUGAUCCCCAACCUGAACGCUUCAACAGAACUCUGUUAUCCAUGUUGGCCACACUCAACCAAGAAAAGAAGCGGCAAUGGAGUCAGCAUGUAGUGCACCUGGUGCAUGCAUACAAUAGCACCAAGUGUGACGCCACGGGAUACUCCCCGUAUAUGCUGAUGUUCGGCCGAGAGGCUCGACUCCCGCUGGAUGUAUGCUUUGGGACAUGCCCAGAUGGCAAAGUUGACCAACCACAUUCUGCAUAUGUUGCCAAACUGAAAGAGGAUUUGCAGACAGCCUAUAACCUGGCCACAGAGGUCUCUAACAAGAGACACCAGCAAAAUAAAAAGGCAUACGACAAGAGACUUAGGUUCCACAAACUAGAACCUGGCGACAGAGUAUUGCUGAAAAACCUUGGCUUGAAGGGAAAACACAAACUGGAAAAUCGCUGGUACAAUGUCCCUUAUGUUGUAGUGGAUAAGUUGCCAAACUUGCCUGUUUACAGAGUAAAGCCACUAAACGUCAAAGGGAAGGUCAAAACACUGCACAGAGAUAAUCUCCUUCCCAUAGGAGAUCGAGUGAGGAUACCAGUGCAGGAGGAAAUGGAGAAUGUUCCACAGAGACCUGUGACUCGAAGUCGUGUCCCCAACCGACACAAAAGAAACUCCACAGAUCACACUGUACAAAGAGAAAGCCAUACCUUGAGUGAUUCUUCUGAUCUGGAGUGUGAAUGGCCGACCAAACCCUAUAGGGAGUUAAUGGGAAAUCUCUUGCGAAGGAGAGAAAGACAUAGUGCUGAAGGAUCAGAGCAGUUGGAAGUCCUCAGUCCUUCAGAAGAGAGUCACUCAGAGAGAGACCACUCUCCUGUAGAGCAUGUUCCAGAUGUCCCUCAAGCAACCGACUCUGAGUCAGGACCACUCUCCAGUGAAGAUGAGCAACUACCCUCGAGCUGUUCUAAUGUACAUGUGACACCAAAGCCAACUAAACCAGCUACUCAACUGGUGAAGUUAGCCUGCGGUGUGCUGGACCUGUUCAAGGUGAUCUGCGCAACCCGCUGGUAUCGCACAGGGGACGAGGAGUACGCCAUUACGGCAGUCAAGAUUCAAACCAGAGGCUUCAGCCAGGAGAGAAUGAAGAAGACUCAAGACUCUGACAGAAAUGCUCCUGUUUCUGAGGACGUUUUACUAGACAAUGUGAGGCGGGAUCCUGCUGCAUGCAGUGCUUCCAAUGAGGACACCACUGCUGCUGCUGCUACUGAUAGAGAAGAGAAAACAAACCUAUUAAGCGACAGCAAAGAAGAUUCAAGUGAGACAAAAUCCACAGAAAGUGACAGAGAAAAAUGA